Molecule: messenger RNA, 1761 nt
Organism: Physella acuta
Lineage: Eukaryota; Metazoa; Mollusca; Gastropoda; Physidae
Biological process (GO): cytoplasmic translation
Cellular component (GO): ribosome; cytosolic large ribosomal subunit
Molecular function (GO): structural constituent of ribosome
Source: RefSeq, a predicted model, not a curated record
AUGGGUACCCCUGAUGUUAGAAUUGAUAUUCGUCUGAACAAGCACAUCUGGUCACAGGGCAUUAGACAUGUUCCUUACAGGUUACGUGUUCGUCUUGCACGCAUGCGCAAUGAAGAUGAGGACUCAACUCACAGACUUCGCCAUCCCCCACACCCUGUCCCCCAAACCUCAGCCCCAAACACAAGCCCCAAUACCCCUGCCUACAUCCUCAGUCCCCUACCCCUACAUCCUACACCGGUCCCCUUUCCCCUGCUCCGUUCCCUACCCCAGACGCCAGUCCCCUGUCCUCAGUCCCCUGCCAGCAUUCCCCAAUCCUUUAUCUCCAGUCCCCUGCCUCCAGCCACCAGACCCCAGUCCCCUUCACCCAUUUCCCUGUCAUCUGUCCCCUGUCCCCAGUCCCCCUGUCAUCUGUCAUCUGAAGCCAGCAUUCCCCAAUCCCCUGCCCCUAGUCUGCUGCUACCAUUCCCCUGCCCCUGCCCCAGUCCCCCGCCCCCAGUCCCCCGCCUCCAGUCCCCCGCCCCCAGUCCCCCGCCCCCAGUCCCCCGCCCCCAGUCCCCCGCCCCGUCCCCUGCAUCCAGUCCCAUGCCUCCAGUCCCCCGCCCCCAGUCCCCCGCCCCCAGUCCCCCGCCCCCAGUCCCCCGCCCCCAGUCCCCCACCCCCCAGUCCCCAGUCCCCCGCCCCCAGUCCCCCGCCCCUAGUCCCCUGCCCCUAGUCCCCCGCCCCCAGUCUCCCACCCCCAGUCCCCAGUCCCCCGCCCCCAGUCCCCCGCCCCCAGUCCCCCGCCCCCAGUCCCCCGCCCCCAGUCCCCCACCCCCAGUCCCCCGCCCCCAGUCCCCCCACCCCCAGUCCCCAGUCCCCCGCCCCCAGUCCCCCGCCCCUAGUCCCCUGCCCCUAGUCCCCCCGCCCCCAGUCUCCCACCCCCAGUCCCCAGUCCCCCGCCCCCAGUCCCCCGCCCUCAGUCCCCCACCCCCAGUCCCCAGCCCCCAGUCCCCCGCCCCUAGUCCCCUGCCCCUAGUCCCCUGCCCCCAGUCCCCCGCCCCCAUCCCCCGCCCCCAGUCCCCCGCCCCCAGUCCCCCGCCCCCAGUCCCCCGCCCUCAGUCCCCCACCCCCAGUCCCCCGCCCCCAGUCCCCAGUCCCCUGCCUCCAGUCCCCCGCCCCCAGUCCCCCGCCCCCAGUCCCCAGUCCCCCACCCCCAGUCCCCUGCCCCUAGUCCCCCGCCCCCAGUCUCCCACCCCCAGUCCCCAGUCCCCCGCCCCCAGUCCCCUGCCCCCAGUCCCCCGCCCCCAGUCCCCCGCCCCCAGUCCCCCGCCCCCAGUCCCCCGCCCUCAGUCCCCCACCCCCAGUCCCCCGCCCCCAGUCCCCAGUCCCCUGCCUCCAGUCCCCCGCCCCCAGUCCCCUGCCCCCAGUCCCCCGCCCCCAGUCCCCCGCCCCCAGUCCCCCGCCCUCAGUCCCCCACCCCCAGUCCCCCGCCCCCAGUCCCCAGUCCCCUGCCUCCAGUCCCCCGCCCCCAGUCCCCCGCCCCCAGUCCCCCGCCCCCAGUCCCCCACCCCCAGUCCCCUGCCCCAGUCCCCCACCCCCAGUCCCCUGCCCCAGUCCCCCGCCCCAGUCCCCCGCCCUCAGUCCCCCACCCCCAGUCCCCCGCCCCCAGUCCCCAGUCCCCUGCCUCCAGUCCCCCGCCCCCAGUCCCCAGUCCCCCGCCUCCAGCCCCCCCCCCCCCGUCCCCCAGACCCCCGCCCCCAAUCCGGUGCAUGCAAGUGUUAA